Messenger RNA from Diaporthe amygdali, 1584 nucleotides. RefSeq lists its product as uncharacterized. The transcript has 3 exons. NCBI's taxonomy places the organism in Eukaryota, Fungi, Ascomycota, Sordariomycetes, Diaporthales, Diaporthaceae. Gene Ontology annotation, biological process: intracellular iron ion homeostasis. The coding region runs from base 1 to 1584 and encodes 527 amino acids. The record is from RefSeq and is a predicted model, not a curated record.
AUGGCACCACACAGUGAAUUUGACGGCCACGAGGCCAACGGCAAUGGUGUUUCAAAUGGCAUCAACGGCCAUGCCCAAGUGGCACCCCCGGCGGCAGCGCCACACAACGUACACCGGAACAGGUCUGCCCAUCUUCAGGCGUCUGACCUGGAGUCGGUCCACGACCUGCUCUGCGUCGGUUUCGGCCCAGCAAGUCUUGCAAUUGCUGUGGCCCUCCACGAUUCCCUCGAAGCUGGAACUCUCAACCAGACUCCGAAUGUGCUGUUCCUGGAGAAGCAGCCCAGAUUCGCCUGGCACGCAGGCAUGCUGCUCCCUGGAGCCAAGAUGCAGAUCUCUUUCCUGAAGGAUAUGGCCUCCCUGCGCGACCCCAGGUCUCAGUUCACCUUCCUCAACUAUGUCCACAGCCAGGGCCGUCUGCUCGACUUCAUCAACCUGGACACUUUCCUGCCCGCCAGAACGGAGUACGAGGACUAUCUCCGGUGGUGUGCCAGCCACUUUGACGAUGUGGUGCGAUACAACAGCGAGGUUGUUUCUGUGUCGCCCGAGGAGGACUCGAACGGCGUCAAGAUAUUCACAGUUGUGGAGCGUAACGCCAAGACGGGCGCUCUGAGCUCGCACCGCGCUCGCAACGUCGUUGUUGCCGUUGGUGGACAGGCCACGAUCCCGAAGCCCCUGCCGGCAAAGAGCCCAAGGGUGAUCCACUCCUCCCAGUAUGCGUACAUGAUGCCCAAGAUUCUGUCCGACCGCAACGCACCAGUCCGAGUCGCCGUCAUUGGCGGUGGGCAGAGUGCUGCUGAGAUUUUCAACAACGUGUCGACUUUGUACCCCAACUCCAAGACGUACCUGAUCCACAAGGCCGAGUUCAUCAAGCCGAGUGACGACUCUCCAUUCGUGAACUGCAUCUUCAACCCGGAAUGGGUCGACAGACUGUACCCCAAGCCCGCCGAGUACAGACAGAGUCUCAUCAAGGAAUCCAAGGCCACCAACUACGGCGUAGUCCGACUGAAUCUCAUCGAGUCGCUGUUUGAGAUGAUGUACGACCAGAAGCGAGAGAUCGGCCACGACGAGACCCAGUGGCCUCACCGCAUCAUGGGCGGCAGACAGCUCGCGGCAGUCGAGGAGCAUGACGACAAGCUGCGCCUCAGCGUGUCUCAGGCAAGGCCUGGAUGGGAGCUCGCGCUCGAGGCAGACGGCCUUGCCGAGGUUCAGGGAGGCCCGCUGGACUCUGCCUCGGAGAUCCUUGACGUCGACCUCGUUGUGGCCGCAACCGGCUACCAGCGCAAGGCGCACAUUGAUAUGCUGAAGGAUGCCUGGAAGAUGCUGCCAUCGCUCCAGGAUGGUGUGAGCAGCCUCAAGCCUCGAUCUGACCAGUGGUCUGUGCAGACCGAUGAUGGUGAGAGGCGAGUGAUGGAAGUCUCUCGCGACUACAGGGUCAAAUUCGCCGAUGGCGUGGUCUCUUCAGGAUCUGGAGUCUAUUUGCAAGGUUGCUGCGAAGGCACCCACGGUCUGAGUGACACUCUUUUGUCCAUUCUGUCGGUGAGGUCUGGUGAGAUCGUGAAUGCGAUCUUUGGGAAGUCUGCAUAA